Molecule: messenger RNA, 951 nt
Organism: Neurospora crassa OR74A
Lineage: Eukaryota; Fungi; Ascomycota; Sordariomycetes; Sordariales; Sordariaceae
Exons: 1
Coding region: 174-845 (223 amino acids)
Source: RefSeq, a predicted model, not a curated record
AAAACCGCACCCCUUGCCGGGACGGAUCCUGAGGUUGGGACAUAAUUCUCCUGCCGUUGUUCCCACCUGAAACCCAACAACCACCAUCACCAGUUGUUGAAGAUGCUUCAGCGAGGAACACUGCCUCACGUGCCCAACUCAGCAAGAUCAAGCAAGAGGGGAGACCACUAACAAUGGCACUGCCAACCGAGUGCGGGAAAAUGGCCAUGAUGCCAUCUGGUUUCCAGGCGCUCAAGAACCCGAGCUCUCCAUCGCUGAGCUUGACUCGAUCCGUCGUCUUGAGCCACUCAAACCAGUCAACAGCUCGUUAUGAGGCAAGUUUGCUCACUUGUCCUUUAACUGACGCCGCGCGCCAGCCUUUUGAUGAUGGAACCGGAAAGAAUCCCACCAGCCUCAACAUGUCUGCUCGGCGAUACACCAUUGACGAGCUGAAGGGGCUCCACCAGCCGAAUAUGCCAGCGCUUGCAGGCCCAUUACCGCUCGCGCCGUGGAUUCUUGUGGCUCAACGCCCAUCGCACCCACCCAAGCGGCCCAACCAUCGUCUCACGAUAUGUCCGAAAGUUGACCCUAAAACUGACUCUUUCGAGACAUUCGACAACUUCGACUUCGAGAUGGAUGCGGGUUUGUCCAGUUUGUCCAUCGCCAUACUGCCGAGAUGGCCACCACGGCCAAUUCACGAAUGUCACGUCACCAAGUUUGCUUUGUUAAGCCUAAGGCUAUUCAUUCAGCCGGUUCCAGCAAGAGAACCUCCGAUUCUAAGCCGGGGCCCGCAAUUUAUCUUUUCGGAGAGAGUUUCUACCUUUAGCACGUGCGAAAUGAAGAGGGAUUGCGAAUUAGACGUGUAAAGUAAACGACAAACGCCGCGAGACUUAUUCAAGAUGAUUUAGGGGCAGGACGCACUGUUGGAUGAAUGAAGUUCACAAUUAGGGUUCAAUGCUGGGCGGAAACAAU